AUGUCAGAGGGAAUCCAAAAAAGGUCUCUUGAAUUUGAGAACAACAUGUCUCCAAGCUAUUCAGAUGAUGAACCUAUGAUGCCCUUUCAGGUGAAGUUCCUGAUAUGGGAUAAAUCAAAGUUCAAAACAUCUUCAGAUCGUGUUCGCUUUGUCUUCACUGAGAAUCUAUCUGUGGAAGAAGCUGGUGAAAGGGCGUUUAAGGAGACUUUUGGCAGUGUUCCCAAGGAUUUGAAUAUUUCUGUUCAAGGGAAAAAAUCUGGGCCAUUGAUUGUCGACAAGAGUGUGAAAAUUAAAACCCUUUUGCAAGAGAUUGAGACCGUUGUUCUUUCUGACAAUCUUAAGGCCUACAACAGAAGGCAGACAUUCUACUACUCUAUCAUGGCUGUCCUCAUUUUCAUUGGUGGAAUGAGUAUACCCGUUUUGUCCAUAAAAUUCGGUAAACACAAAUCGAGCAAGGCCGCCUGA
Messenger RNA from Clavispora lusitaniae ATCC 42720, 465 nucleotides. RefSeq lists its product as uncharacterized. The record is from RefSeq and is a predicted model, not a curated record. Lineage: Eukaryota; Fungi; Ascomycota; Pichiomycetes; Serinales; Metschnikowiaceae.